This is a messenger RNA of Cloeon dipterum, 2216 nucleotides long. RefSeq lists its product as uncharacterized. The record is from RefSeq and is a predicted model, not a curated record. Gene Ontology annotation, molecular function: chloride channel activity. The transcript has 10 exons. The coding region runs from base 164 to 1999 and encodes 611 amino acids. Lineage: Eukaryota; Metazoa; Arthropoda; Insecta; Ephemeroptera; Baetidae. Gene Ontology annotation, cellular component: membrane; endoplasmic reticulum.
UUAAACAAACAUAAAUAAACACUUCACACGCAACACGGGCGCCUUUGUGAGUUUCGUUGAAUGAUCUGUUGAAAUUAAUCCAUAGCAGAAAGUAAUGAAAUAAACGUUGUCAGGAUAGAAUAUUUUCUGCUGUACCGUCAUUUCUGCGAGCUCUCAAGAUAAAAUGAUUCUCAGAUAUUCACUCGUGCUCUUUGCAAUUUUAUUUUCUUCAUCUUACUGUGAUGUUGGUUCUUGGAUUGAUCCAUCAGACCCUCACGCCUUAGAUCGCAUCUCGAGGACAUCUAACCAGGGAGCUCCAAAACGGCCCACUUCAAAAUUUGCUGACCUAGACAUUUACGACCCUCAUGGAAUCAAUAUUCCAGCGUCAAAGAUUAACAAGGAUGACAAAGAGCCCACUUCAAAUUUUGACGACCUAGCUGUGGACCCUUACGAUCCUCAUGGAAUCAAUAUUCCAGCGUCAAAGAGAAACAAGAACGACAAAAACUCUGAUGAAAGCAUGAGCAAGCUCCAAAAAGAACUUGUAGACUGCAAACAGAAAAGCGCUGCGGAACCCCAAGACCAUUUGAUGAAUUCUCUUCUGCAGCGACAGGCAUCAAUGAUUUUGAAGGCAGCAAAUUUGUUGACUAUACCAGCUGAGAGUUCUUCUUGCUACGAAAAAUACAUGAUUGUCACCUUGAACCAAGAAGAUCUGACAAAAUUGCAAGAUUUCGCAACCACCGGCAAAAUUGACCCGCACACUCUGGAUGAAAUUUGGAGCAGAAUGCUGGUUCCGGCAGACAAUCCAGAUGUAGUUCGCUGGCAUGAUUUGUCUUAUUGGAAGCCAGAAUUUUCGAUUUCAAGAGAGACGUUCUGCAUGUUUGUUGCCGUUGGAGGUGUUAUUGCAUUAAUCAUCAUGAUGGCUAUGGGCGUUCCUCUAACUCGGAUCAUCCUGAUUGUUCUUGUGAUGGCAUUUGCAUUCAGUGUCACAAUGAGAGCUUUCCGCAUGCACCAGGCAAACACUGCUCGACUUCACAGUUUGAGAAACCCAGAUACAAUGAAGGACAUGCCAAGUGCAUGCAGGCCUUUUGACAGAAAUGUUUGGGAAGACAUCAGGCAUAAAAUCUUUUCAUCAAUGAAAUUUGACGAAGAGACCUGCUCAAAAUACUACGAAGAAGGAUACACAGACCCUAUGACACAAAUCGAUAUUUAUGAGUUGAUCAUCAUGCAAUUCAGUGAAACUGCUGUCACGGUCAGCACAUCGUUUGGGAAGGCUUUCGGUGCAUUUUUCGAGAACGCAUUCGGUGAUUUAUCAGGGUGGCUAGCUUCAGCCGUCAGAACUGUGGCUAAACUUGCUGCGUUGUUAAUCAUUCUCGUCGUGAGCGUCUUUUCAUUUAUUUGGUUGGCGCCCUCAUUGAUUAAAGAGUCAGUGAGAUCUACUUUUCAUGCAAUUACCAAUCGAAAUCAGCAUGAGGUGCCACCUUUGACGAGCCGUCAACAGCCGGCCCCAAUCAUCGUAAACGUCAAUUUGCCUUCUGGGGGAAUCAUAAGCAAUGAAAUUACUCCCCCUCGGAGGCUGUCUGAACCAGCACCACCCAUUGAGGCAGUCCCUUACGCGGAAUCGAGCAAACUGAAGAGGCUGCUCUCCGAACCAGCGUUCAAGGCGUCCGAACGCUUGGCCCCAAUCGUGGACUCUGCAGAACCCCCGUUGGUGGAUGUGAUAGAGCAUACACAAAUCCCCUCUGACGUUCUUCCUGAUGCAAGUGAAGAUGCGCCAUGUACCCAGCUCGAAGAAGGAGAGCAAAAGCAAAAGACUGAAUCCAGUGAUGAGAUCUCAAUUCCCUCCAACUUAAAAUUGCCUGUCGUUGAUUUAGACAUGGAUAACUCGUUAUCAAAUUCCAGCACAGAGCCAGACAGUCCCUCUAGAGAUGCAAUUUUAGCUCCAAAGGAAGUUAAAAGUCCGUUCUUAACUGAAUUGGAAAGACUUGUGGAUGAUGAGCAAGCAGGUCGUGUUGAAGAGUGAUUUUUUAAUGACAAACACUUCAUUUGAUGGAGUGGAUUAUUUAAUUGUUUUGCAUUUGCAUCAUGUAGAUUUUGCUUUCCUGCCAUAUUAAUGUAUUCAUUUUAUAAAGAAAAAUCAGAAUAAACAGCUCUUUUUAAGCUGUGUUGUGUAUAUUGACAGACAUAACACCUAACAUGUGAAAAUAAAGUGAUAUUGAUUAUAUUCUCUAGUUAACAAA